Papaver somniferum (opium poppy) is the source of this 1389-nucleotide messenger RNA. Its product is annotated as protein JINGUBANG-like. NCBI's taxonomy places the organism in Eukaryota, Viridiplantae, Streptophyta, Magnoliopsida, Ranunculales, Papaveraceae. The record is from RefSeq and is a predicted model, not a curated record. The transcript has a single exon. Gene Ontology annotation, molecular function: protein binding. The coding region runs from base 1 to 1347 and encodes 448 amino acids.
AUGGAUGGAGGAGAACAACAACAAAUACCACCACGUCUUUCUAUGAAACUAAAUCAAAGUUUUUUGUAUGAUCAAAACCAAACCUUCAGUCCUAGACGGCAUUCUUCAGCCUCAACUAUGCAACUUUCGGCUCCAACAAGUCCUGAAUCUCCUUGGACACUUUCACCACUUGUUCAUCCUUCACCUUCGCCAACUUUACUUUACCAUUGUGUCGCUUCAUUGCACCGUCGCCAGGGAACUGUAUACUCAAUUGCGGUAUCUAGAGGUAUAAUAUUCACCGGUUCUGAAAGUAGUCGUAUUCGUAUAUGGAGACAACCGGAAUGUAUUGAACGUGGGUGUCUCAGAACAAGUUCAGGUGAUAUCCGUGCAAUAUUAGCUUAUAGUAACAUGCUUUUCACUACACAUAAGGAUUACAAAAUCCGAGUCUGGAGAAUGUCAGGAACAGAUAAUAUACAACCUAUGAAAGUCACAACUUUACCUCGAAAUAGCUCGUUUCUUUCGUUUCGAAGAACGUCUACUCAACAAGCUCAUAAAGAUUACAUUUCUUGCAUUGCUUAUUACCAUGCUGAAGGUAUACUAUACACAGGCUCUUGGGAUAAAACUAUUAAGGCUUGGAAUGUUUCGGAUAAGAAAUGUAUUGAUUCGUUUGUAGCUCAUGAAGAUAAUAUCAACUCAAUUCUAGUGAAUCAAGAAGAUGGUUGUCUAUUCACUUCAUCUUCAGAUGGGUGUGUCAAGAUAUGGAGGAAAUCAUUUGGUGAGAACUCACAAAAUCUCACAACCACACUGAAUAUCCAUAACUCACCUGUCAAUACUUUGGCAUUAAGUUCUUCACCUAAUUCUUUCCAUCUGUACUCGGGUUCCUCAGACGGUUCGAUCAAUUUCUGGGAGAAAGAUAGAGUUUCGGGUAGGUAUAUUCACGGAGGAUAUUUACCCGGUCAUCGAUUCUCCGUUCUUUGUUUAGUUGCUAUAGAGAAGUUGGUGUUCAGUGGAUCAGAAGACACGACUAUCAGAGUGUGGAGGAGAGACGAAGAAACGAAUUUUCACGAGUGUUUAGCUGUGUUAAAAGGUCAUCGAGGGCCGGUGAGAACUCUGGCUGCUUGCUUGGAGAUGGAAAAAGUUGCAAUGGGGUUCUUAGUUUACAGUGCAAGUUUGGAUAGAACAUUAAAAGUAUGGAGAGUGAAGGUUUUUCCGGGCGAACAGACGAAUGCUACAAAUGCAGAGGAGUCGGCAACAACUACAAUAUGUUAUGAUCACCGGAUGUCUUCCAGUACCAGGGAGUGCGAAAUGAGUCCAGUUUUAUCUCCGGCGUGGGUUGAAAAGAAGCUCCAGGAUAAACAUUUGCGGUAGAACCAAAAUAAGAUGAAUAAAAGUCAAGACUAGCUGAUUUGA